Messenger RNA from Pieris macdunnoughi, 2784 nucleotides. The record is from the annotation of a GenBank genome assembly. NCBI's taxonomy places the organism in Eukaryota, Metazoa, Arthropoda, Insecta, Lepidoptera, Pieridae.
AUGGACUUGUUUGAACGGGCACAUGUUUUUAAAAUCAAAGACACAAAACCAAACAAGGAACAGAUAGCCACAAAAAGACAGUUAAAAUUGAUGCUGCAUGGUUAUAAAACAAGUGAUAACGAACUUAUUAAAGAAGCAGAGAAAUUAAAGGUAGAUUUAAAUGAAUCCUCUUCAGUAAGUGGGUUUUCUGAUUUAAACCUAACUGCGUCCAGCGAUGAGGAAAUUUAUAAGCCAAUUAGUGAUUCUGAAUUAGAUAGACUGAGUAUGUCAACAUCAAAUAUGAAUGCAAUAAUUGAAUCUAGUCUUGAUAAUAGUACCAGUAGCGAGAAUACAACUGCAGGUGACAGCUUAAAUGAAACAGUUACAUCAGCUAGCUUUGCCAGUACUGAUGAAACUAUUCCCACAUGUAGUAACUCACUUACUGGAUUUGAUGAAGACGACUCGUCUUUAACAAAUUUUACUCAAAAUUCACCGUUAUUAACAGAAGAAAGCAUAAUCAGUUCAAUUGAUUCAUUGAGCGAAUCCAAUUUAUGUGAAUUUGAUCCAAAUGGCGAGUUAGCCUUACAGAUACAUGAAAAAUUAAAAUCACACAAACAGCAAGAAGUAAAAAAACAAAUAAAGCAUGAAAAAAGAAAAGUUAAUGAUGUUGAACUAUUAUCAGUUGAGAAUAAAAAAAGCAAACUUGAAAAUAAAUCAAGAAGUAAGAAAAUUUAUGAUAUAGAAAAGAAUGUAGAUCCAAAAUACUUACUUAAAAAGGACUCCAAAGUUUCAGAUAAUAUAGUUUUGCAAGCUGCAGAGGUGGUCCAUUCACCUUUUGUAUCUAUAACAGCUAUAGACUUACAAGAAGAAAGUUUUGAUCAUAUACUAGGUGAUUAUAAACAUUCAACAAUUAGAAACCUUCCAUUGGACAAUCAGAGUACAUUGUUUUCAACAGACUCUGCCUUUCCAGUUGAAUAUUUUAGUGCUGAUAUAAAUAUUAGAAACAUAGAUGAAGUAAGCAGCUUGAUCCCAGAAGUAGAUAAUGAUCUUAGUGUUUUAGAUCUAGUUGAAACUGAUACAAAUAGUCUAACUAUGCUGGAAACUGAUUUGAAGGAGACAACAGAAUCUAUAGAGACUUGCAUGCCACUGGAUGAGUCAAUAAAUGAUGAGCAAAUUAAUGUCAAGUAUAAAGUAUAUUUUGGAAAGAAAAACUGUAUUAUUGUAUUAAGGCAUCCUGCUGAGCUCUAUAUUCAUGGUAAAGUAAUAGUUAAAGCUCUAGGAGGAUCAAUAGAAGUAUUUGGUCAUAAACUAACAGAUACUGAAUGUCCAAUUAUAGCACCAUUCUACUCAUAUGCCCAGUGUUUCAAAACUGUUCAAAAUAAUAAUGAUUACAAAUAUUUAUUCAGUAAACUACAGGAAACUGGAAUUACAUUUCAGGAAAUUGAGGAAAUAGUUGUCAAUGUUGGUAACUAUGAUGGCAUUUUAUUUCUGAAAACUAUGGAAUGUCCAAAAAUGAAUUUUGUGGCUCAGAACUUUCGUAACACAAAUUUGUUUAAAACUAAUAAUCAUAAAGGGAAACAGUUAGAUAAAGCAUCUACAGUCUUAGGUUGUACUUUAUAUUCGACAAGGCCACAAAAGUUCUUUCAAGAAAAUCCUCUUUGGGAAACAGUACUGCCUCAUAAUGAAUCUUCAACAAUAGCAAUUGCUUGUGGAGGAAAGGGCAGUGGUAAAUCCACUUUUAUGAGAUAUUAUGUAAACAGACUACUUCAGCAGGGCCCAGUGCUUGUUAUUGAUUUGGAUCCUGGGCAGAGUGAAUUCACUGUUGCUGGCAAUGUAUCUGCAACAAUUGUAGAUAAACCUAUAUUUGGGCCAAGUUUUACACAUCUUAAGAAACCGAACAUGUGCCUUAACAUUGGAAUAAUAAGUACUAUGGAUAAUAUACAGCGAUAUGUUAAUGCAGUUAAAAGUGUUAUCUCAUACAGUAGAGAUAACUUUAGUAUGAUUCCCUGGGUAAUUAAUACUAUGGGAAUGACUAAUGCUGUAGGCUUAAAGUUUAUGGCUCUUAUAAUAACACUUGCCCAACCAGACUUUGUUUUACAAUAUGACUCAAGAAAUGCAAAGAAGUGCUUUGACACUAGGCUUACUGCGGCAAAUGUUAAAGAUUUGUUACGAAAAUAUAAAUAUGAUAAAAUUUUUUCAAAUGUAAAAAAUGAUGUUUCUGAAUAUUCUCUAAUAAUGGCACCAGAAGCGGAGAUAUUAGGACCAAAUAAAUCUCCGCUUAUACCACGCGAUGAGAGAUAUUUAAGUUUUUUAGCUUAUUUUGGUGAUUUGGCUGCUGAUCUUGAUCAUGAAAAGUGCUUGUUUGGAAUUACGCCAUAUGAGGUAAGCUUAAAAGACUUGACUGUCGCUGUAAACGUGAGGUUGAAAAACGAUUGUAUUACAAAAGUGAUCAAUGGCAAAGUGGUAGCGUUAUGUCAACAAACGACAGAAUGCCACAACGCAAGGGUGUUUACAUUGGAUGAUAAACCGCUGCUGUGCCACGGACACGGUCUUAUACGGGGAAUAGACUGGCAAAAUGAGGUUAUAUAUGUUUUAACACCUUUGUCUGGUGAUGAGCUGAGGUUAGUGAAUACAUUGGUGUAUGCUGACUGGGUACCAGAGCUCAGAGGACAGGAAGUAUAUCUUUCUGAAGGAACAAAAGUACCAUACAGAACCUCAGCUCAACAUCAACAGACAAAGCUAAUGGCAGUUCCAAAAAGGCGAUUCAACCCAUUGCAGCUCCUAAAAAUGACAAGGGAUUCCUAA